Platichthys flesus (European flounder) is the source of this 4887-nucleotide messenger RNA. RefSeq names its product high mobility group protein HMGI-C-like. The record is from RefSeq and is a predicted model, not a curated record. Bases 421 to 777 code for a protein of 118 amino acids. The transcript has 5 exons. Gene Ontology annotation, biological process: regulation of DNA-templated transcription. Gene Ontology annotation, cellular component: nucleus; chromatin. Lineage: Eukaryota; Metazoa; Chordata; Actinopteri; Pleuronectiformes; Pleuronectidae. Gene Ontology annotation, molecular function: DNA binding; transcription coregulator activity.
UACCACAUGCAGUGAGAAAUACCUCCCUGAGAGCAGAUGGAAAAGCAGCGUAGAGCGUUGAUGCAGGUUGUGAAUAUCUGUGCUACUUUUAGUCGCUGCACACUACUCUCAUGUUUCCCUGCAUCUGCCAGAGCCCUGUCUGUGUUCCGAUGCACCGGGUGCCAAGGCUUAUGUACGAGCAGUUCCCACGCUUGCUCUUGGAAAGGCGUCCUGCGUGGUUCUGAUAUAUCUAGCACUCCUUCAAACUCACCGGGCUAAUUGUGCAAAAGAAGAAUAUUUGAAGUGCCGCUGUUGAACUGAUUCAUUGUCAUUUUCUUUCUCCAGCUCCUGAUACUCAGCCCUUCUCCACUUGAAGCCCUCGAGGCCGCCCCUCCAGGCUUUGAUGCCCACACUCUCUAGAGCAGGUGGACAGACGCAGGCAUGAGUGACAGUGGGACCAAAGAGCCGUCUCCCCCGCCGACCACUGACCAGUCGCCUCCUGAACCUCCGCGCAGGGGCAGGGGUCGGCCGAGGAAACAGCAGCAGGAGCCCGUUGGACCCCCGACUCCAAAGCGACCGCGAGGACGACCGAAAGGCAGCAAGAACAAAGGCCCCAAAAUUGCACCCAAGAAGAUAGAGCCGGUUGGGGAGAGACGACCACGCGGGCGACCCAGGAAAUGGCCUCAGAGAGUAGUUCAAGAAGUACCUGAAGAGCAGCAGGAUCCUUCAGGCGGCGCAGGGGAGGGCCCGUCGCAGCGCUCGUCAUCUCAGGACACGCCGCAGGAGGAAGGGGAGUAGACAUGUCACCUCUCGACCUACCUCAAGGUUCGGCCUCAAACAAACAGGGGUACCAUGUGACACCUAUCUGUGAUGGGGAUUCAGGAACACACACACAUAUACACACUCACACACAAUCAUUGCAGACCGUGGUUUGUUCUCAAAAGGAGAAAUCUACCCUGGAUUUGUCCGUUCUGUGUUUUAAAAAUUGAAGAAUUUAAUUGGAAAGGGCUUUUAUUAAUGUCUUAUUUAGUAGUUCUCACAUUAUGGGAAAUACGCUCCACCAAGGAAAAAGUUUCUCAAAAUAAGUGUACUUUUGGAACUAUUCCUUUUUAAGUAUGCCUUGCCUUCCUGAGCCUUUCAGCCUGUGUGUCUGUUUGAGUGUCUGAGUGUGUGCGUGUGUGUGUGUGUGUGUGUUUGUGUGUGUGUGUGUGUGUGACAGGUUCGCAGGCUAAAAUGAGCGGGAGGGUUAAGAAAGAAAAAAAAAAAAGGAACCAAACUGAACCCUUUUGUUGAAACGUGUUUCUGACUGGAGCGCCUUGAAACCUUGCGGGAAAUGGGAGCAAGGUGGUGACAUUUUGAAUAAUGUUACAAUAUGAACAUGUGCGCUGAAGUCAUUAUUAUGAAAGUAGACGUGAAAGGUGCUUUUUCCAAAAUGAAAUGUCCAACUUUGGAGGGAGAACAUGUCAAUGUAAGAAACGUAUUCAGAUCUUUAAUAACCUCAGUGAAAUGCAUUUUUUUUUCCUCCCAACCAGCAGCUAAUGUACGAAAAAAAGGAAAAUACCCAAAGAUUGAAAUGGGUAUUUCAUUUUUGAUCAACCUUUCAUGUUUACUUGAGUCAACAGCAGUGUUGACGCAUCAUUUUACCACACUCAGGAUUUCCCUAUUACAGUGCUUUUACACCAUAUUGAAACCUCAGGUAAAAAACUAUUCAGGAACAUGUCGUCAGUCUACUCAGUAAUAAUUAUUGUGCCGUGUUUGUUGUGCAUUUCUGAUCUGUAUUUGACAUAACCAGUAUGCCUUGACACAAAGACCUCAUUCAAACCUCAGUUACCCUCAGUUUCUUAAUCUCUCAUUCUACCUCAGCAUCACAAAAAACACAGAUGAUCUCCAGCAUAGUCAUUCUCCAUUCCCUCGACAGUGACACACACACACACACAAACACCCACACACACACACGCACAGGUUCAUGUGCAGAUAUACCAUAUAGACAGACAAAGGGUUUUCAGGGCUACACUCAAACAAACACACAGGGGUAGGGCUGGGUGUUACGGCCAAAAAUUACAUCAAGAUAAAAAAAUUCAUAUCAGUCCUUAUUGAUAAUUAUCAUGAUAUUUAUUGAUAUUGUUUCAUCACCCAGCCCUACACAGACGUUACACUGCAACAGUUGAUUUUACUCUCCGUGAAAAAAUCAGUGUCAAUACUUAAAAAAAAGGUACUUGUUAAAAGAUGGUGUGACACUUGCUUUGGUCUCCUGGGAAAUAAAAUGCAGCCAAUAGUUUACAACAACUUGAUGAAAUACUUGCUUUUUAGGGUGUAGUUCUGAAUGAAAUACUUGUUUUAUUUGUUGUGCGUUUGUUUUCUGGGUCUGAUUCUCUGAUAUUUCAAUUUUUACUACAUCAUGUAAUCUCAUACACUGUAACUUGUAUGUGUGACACUCUAUAAUUCAUGUGAUCUGGAAGGAAGGGCGGAAAAUAAAACCACGCUGACCUUGUAGGAAAAUAGCUUGAAAUGAAAUGAAUUCUGGGUAAUUAAUCAAUACUCAGCAUCGCAUCAGGAACCCUGUCUUUGUAUGACUGAUUUUUUUAGGGGGAAAAUGGACCCAAGUUGUACCUUUCUCUAUUUUCUGGCUGAUAAAACUAGGCCAUAACUUUUGUUGAACAGCUACAACAGUGGUCAGUGUGGCAGUGAUGGUUUAAAGCUAAAUGCUAACGUAUAAGUUAACAGGAGCAGGUGUGUCUUAAACAGCUUUGGUUGCCAUAGGCAAAAGGGGGGGGGGGGGCUACACAACUGUCAUUGCCGUGGACUAAUGUUAUCAGCUGUUCUCAGGGGCCUCGGUUCAGUGUGGGGCCCCGGGAAUUGUCUGCUUUGUGAACCCUAUUGCAACGCCCCUGUGCAAUAGCACAAGUAGAAUGUAGUAUGCUAACAGCUACCAAAAGUCACUGGUCUUACUAUAACAAGUGAUGAUACAGCAGAAAUAAUAUUGGAUUGAACUUAUGUCUUAUUGCUUGUCUUUUAUUGCUUAUCAAUUCAACGUAUUGCUUAUUAGUUCAAAAUUUCAUGUGUGGGUUUGAUUUCAAAAGUUAUUGCCUUGCUUUAAAAGGUCAGCUCACCCAAAUUAUGAGAACACAUUGGUGUCCGAACAUACAGGUUCUUUUUCAAGUUUGGUUUGGAUGUAUUGUGAUGGCCCUGAAAAUGGAAAUGUGGUCAUGGUCACACUGACCAUGACCACAUUUCCAUCACAGAACCAUUUACUUUCUAUAAAGACAGAGGACACAUCUCCACUUCCCCCCACUAUCCAGAAAUGAAGCCAAAUUCUAUUUGGAGCCAAAACCAAAUGAACAAACAUCUGUUUGAUAAGAACAAUCUCAAAUGAUUACAACCAUCUUUGAGAAAUGUUUAAUUGAUGUAAACUUUGACCUCUUAGUUUGGUCCAUAGCCCAUCGACUAACAUGGAGGAGAGAUAAUGCUGCUCUCCAGGCAGCCACCCGGGGGGCGAUCGACAUGCUUUGGCUUAACUUUUGCAGAGUCUGUCAUCCAUCUUUAUAGACAGUCUUUGGCGAGAACCCACACUUUAAGGUGAACUAAUUACAAAGAGUAGUACGUUUAAUGUGUAAUGAAUAGUAACAAUUCAGCAUUUAUUCUUAAUUUAGCAACUGAACAACUAGUCAUAUAGUAAUACUGGUAUAUUGGAGAGAUUUUUACGUGGAUUACCAAAAUGUUUUGUUUUUUGAUAAAGACGUUGACUCUUAUGUUUAAAAAAAAAAAUUGUUAUUGAGACUUGGUCAGACAAAUGAUCAGACAAAUGCAAGCACUUCAACUUCAUCAAAUUGAGUCCAGUGUCAUCAUGGGAGGACGUUACCCAGCAUGGACAACAUAUCACUUAGUAGUUAUUACGUGACUUGAAUAUCACCCUUCAUUUACUGUAUAUAUUAAGUGUUAAUUCACUUAAACUCACUUAUGAUAUCACUGAUGAUAUGUUGUAUCCCAUUAAUUUUAUGUAUUUCAGCAUUGUUUACUAAGUUGCUGCCGGAAGAACUCAUUUCAGUUACAGUUUUCUUGUUCAACUGCAUUGACAUUUACGUUUUAUUUUGUGUUUGCCGUCUGGACUACCUCUGAAAACAAACACGCCUGGGUCGUCUCUGAGGAAAUGUUUCCGUCAGGGCUGCAGGUGACGUGGAUGAAAUCUUGAACUAACUCUCAAACUAGUGCUGUCGUAGUCCACUCAUCUCAUCUCACUACGUCCAUGUCACCAUAAGUGAAUGGAAGUCAGCCUCUUCAUUUGAAUCACAGCCAAGUCAAUGUUUGUUAUUUUACACAAGCUGUGUUUGUAAGUUGCAACAAAGUAUGAGAGCCCCUUAAGGGGAAAAUGUCUGAGAAUCAAGUGAUAAGAUUAGAGGAGAAAAAAGUCAUAAUAUUAUAAGGAUUAAGUCAUAAUUUUAGACUUUUUUCAAAGAGGAAUAUCAAAAGAUCAGCCUCUCACUUGGGUUAAAAUGAGGAAGAAACAAUGAGAUUGGUUACAAAGAUUUUGGAGCAAGGAGUGGAACUCUCUUUUUUCUUUUUCUUUAAACAUCUUCAUUUUUUUCAUUUGAUUACAACUUAAUUCUUGUAAUAUUAUGACUAUUAACAAAAUCUCAAAUCCUUUUUCUUCAAUAUGGCUGUAAUACUUCGUCGUUGGAUAUUUACACUCAAUAUGGGGACAAUGGUUUUAUGUGAUCUUACUGAUAGUGAUAUUGUUAAAUACAGUACUUGAUCCAUUUUCAACUAUUGAAAGGUUGAAGUGUAACUUGAGCAAUCAUAUUGUAUGCCUUACUUUUAACACCAAUUUUGUAGUGAUAUUAUUGAUGUGUCCUCAUCCACUUCUUUAAUUGAACUCACAAACCUGUGAUAUAUAUUUUGUUAUGACUCUUU